Messenger RNA from Emiliania huxleyi CCMP1516, 2496 nucleotides. RefSeq lists its product as hypothetical. The transcript has 9 exons. The coding region runs from base 1 to 2496 and encodes 831 amino acids. NCBI's taxonomy places the organism in Eukaryota, Haptophyta, Isochrysidales, Noelaerhabdaceae. The record is from RefSeq and is a predicted model, not a curated record.
AUGCUCGCCCUCGCUCUUCUCGCGACGCCCUCAACCGCCGCCUCUCGCCCCCGUCCGCGGCGCGGGGGGGCACUCAUCGACACGCGCAACCGCACCGACUUCAGCACCAAGCUCGAGACCGACGCGCCGACGCUCGCCCUCGCGGCGUCUGCCUCGCGCAAACCCAACGAGGCCGCGGAGCUCCUGCUCCACCAAGACGUCCUCGGGGGUGGGGGGGCGCUGUUCGGUGCCCGUCCGGACGUCGCCACCUUCCAUCCAACCUUCUCCAUCCCGGCCUAUCUCUCCAAGUUCAGCGGCGCCGCCUCGCGCGCCGCCGCCCCGACCACCCUAAAGCCCAUCGGCGCCGCGGCCGACGCCGAGCUCGCCUCCUUUGGCGAGACCACCGGCGCGGCCAUCGUUGGCGACGGCUCGCUCGCCGACUCCACCGUCAACUCCGUCGGUGUUACGUGCGGCGGCGGCGGCGCCCCUGUGUGGUGCGCGGAGCCGCCGCUGCCGCUCGCCGAGCUCUGCGUCUCUGAGGAUCCGAUCGAGGCCUCGGGCUACACGAGCAACGUGACGGACUGCACGACCGCCACGGCCCACUCCAAGAUCGCGGCCGAAGUGACGGACACAAAGAACAAGCCUGUCCCGGGCUCCACGACGGACGAGGCGGAUUGCACGACUGCCACGGCCCACUCCAAGAUCGAGGCCGAAGUGACGGACACAAAGGUCAAGAAGAAGAAGAUCAGCACCGUCCUCUCCUCCACCUACUCCGCGCGGCUGCCGGACAAGUACACGGGCUGGACGGACAACUUGGCCAACGUGAUCUCCGUCGACUGGUCUGGCUUUUUCCUGCCGGAGCAGUGCCUCGGCUACGCUCUGCGGCUCCUCGCCAUCGCCCUCUCCCCCGUCGCCCUCAUCGCCUUGCUCAUGAUCGCGGGGAUAAGUCUGCGGCUCUACCGCUGGAGCGCCGCCCCGGCGCCGCGCGAGAGGCCGUGGUACGCGGAGGCGGCCCUCGGCCUCCUCGACCUCACGCCGGCGGGCCUGGCCUACACCAUCUCUCCGCCCGGCGAGGAGCUAGAGCAGGUCUCCUACAUGCGGCAGGACGCGAGCGUCGAGUGCGGCUCCGACGAUCACGGACCCAUCACCGCCCUCGCCACCGGCUUCAUCGUCCUCUGGCCCGCCGGCUCGCUGGUCCUCUUCACGUCGCUCCUCGCCGCUUGCUACAAGCCGCUGCAGGCCAAGACGCCGAAUGCUCUGACGCGGGCCACCGCCUUCCUUCACCGGGAGUACGAGACGACCUGGUACUGGUGGGAGGCGGUCGAGCUGGCGCGCAAGCUCGUGCUGACUGGCUUCGUGCUUCUAAUACCGGAGGAGCGCGCCUUUGUUCGCCUCGUGGUGGCGACGCUCAUCUGCUCAUGCUACGCCGUCGCACUCGCCGUCGUGCGGCCGUACAAGCGGGUCGAGGACAACGUGCUCGCCGUCGCCACGAGCCUCGUGCUCCUCCUCCUCUUCCUCGGCACCAACUGGAGCACCAUCUUCCUCGGCAUCCAGGAGCGGUACCAGGGAGCAGAUCCCGCCGAUGUCCUCGGCUUCCGCAGCCUCAAUGUGAUUGUCGACUCGAUGAUCAUCCUCGUUGCAGUCGUGCUCGCCUUCUUCCUCGUCGGCGCCAUCGUCGCCGCCCGUCGCGUCGCCAAGAUCCCCACGAUCCGACUCGUCUCGACCAAGCAGCCCCCCGAGCUGAGCAUCGUGAGGGGCCUCACGUGGCACCUCUUCAACAGCCACAUCUGGUCGACCGGUCAAGACGCCGUCAAGGUCAUCAAGGGUGAGCUCGAGCAGCUGCUGCCGGACAUCAAAGUCUUUCUCGACGUAGAUGAUCUCAAGGAUAUCGGGGCGCUGGAGGAGUACAUCCAGAGCUCGCAGGUCAUCCUCUUCUUCCUCUCGCAGGGCUACUUCCGCUCCAAGAACUGCCUCCGAGAGGUCCGCUCGUCGCUCGAGAAGGACAAGCCGCUCGUCCUCGUCCAAGAAGCGGACCCUGAAAAGGGCGGCGGGACGCUCCAGGCGCUGCGCGACGAGUGCCCCGAGGACCUGCAGCCGGCCAUCUUUGACAACGACUGGCCGCUCACGAUUUGGUAUCGCAUCGAUGAGUUUCAGCUCAUCUCGCUCAAGAUCAUCGCCGAGGCGCCGCCGGCCACAGCCAGCUCCGCGGUGCUCCUCUGCUCGCCCAACUUUCUGGACAGGACCUCCCUUCCGCUCUGCGUGUCGGGUGAGCUCGAGAGCCAGUCGCUCGCCUUUUCCAAACCGUGCACGCUCUGGGCCUCGCCAGCCAACGCGGGGUCGCUGGCGCUGGCCGAUGAGAUCGCCGCCGCCUUUGCCCCAGAUCGUGAGACCGCCGGUCUCACGAUCUGCGCCACCGGCGUGUGCAACUGCGGCUCAACCCGCCGCUCUCGCCGCCGUCGCAAGCUCCUCUUCAGCAAGAUCCCGGCUUCUGCGCCGUGCUUCUGCGCAUACCCGUAG